Chironomus riparius is the source of this 662-nucleotide messenger RNA. NCBI's taxonomy places the organism in Eukaryota, Metazoa, Arthropoda, Insecta, Diptera, Chironomidae. The record is from the annotation of a GenBank genome assembly.
CGCAUACGUAUAAUAGGGGAGUAAGCUGCGCUCGUUUUUUACAUAAUAAAAACACAAAAGGAAAAAUUAUUUUUUUGAGCCAGUCAAAAUGGAAUUAUUCACGAAGGCUCAAUAUUAUAAUAAGCCAGAAGGAGAUGACUUCGUGGGUAAAAUGGUAGCAACUAAUAAAUAUAUGCUUGCCGGCGCAAUUCCAGCUGCAACAAUGGAUGUUCUGAUGUAUUCACAUCCAAAAGGAGCUUUACAAACAAUGGCUCGUUAUGCUCGAUGGAUUGGACCAGCUAUGGGAAUGGCUUCAUUGUUUACAGCUAGUGCAUAUCUUGCAUGUCAUCUCAGAGGAAAGGACGAUAAGAUCAAUUACAUUAUUGGAUCUUGCGGAGCUGCAGGAGUUUUUGGAAAGGCUGUCAGAAAUCCAACUCUUGGUUUCCAAAUGUGUGUUUUCUUCUCCAUUGCCGCUUGCUUCAAGAAAAUUUCAGUUGAGGAAGGAUGGACAUGGUUCCCAUCGACUGAAGAAGUUGAAAGGAAACAUGUUUAUGGAUCAUUAAAAACAGCAAAAUAUGAUUGGACUUUAAUAAAAGAUACACCCGAAAAAGGCUGGACUACACAGCGUUCCUCAUAAAUUGUAAAAUUGAAAGGUAUAAUAAAAUAUUAGAACUUUUGUCGUU